Thalassophryne amazonica is the source of this 5360-nucleotide messenger RNA. RefSeq names its product leucine rich repeat containing 7 (gene lrrc7). Gene Ontology annotation, biological process: neurotransmitter receptor transport postsynaptic membrane to endosome; neurotransmitter receptor transport, endosome to postsynaptic membrane. The record is from RefSeq and is a predicted model, not a curated record. Lineage: Eukaryota; Metazoa; Chordata; Actinopteri; Batrachoidiformes; Batrachoididae. Gene Ontology annotation, cellular component: adherens junction; postsynaptic membrane; postsynaptic density. Gene Ontology annotation, molecular function: protein binding.
UUUCUUUCUUUCUUUCUUUUUUAAUCCAGCAGCAGCAGCCUGAGAAAUGGAUAACUACUCCACUCUCCAACUGCAGUGUCUGGAAAUGACCACCAAGCGGAAACUGAUUGGACGGCUGGUGCCGUGCCGUUGUUUCCGUGGUGAAGAGGAAGUGAUCUCCGUGUUGGACUACUCUCAUUGCAGUCUACAGCAGGUUCCAAAAGAAAUCUUCAGCUUUGAGAGAACCUUGGAGGAGCUUUACCUAGAUGCCAACCAGAUUGAGGAACUUCCCAAGCAACUCUUCAACUGCCAGGCCUUGAAAAAGCUGAGCAUGCCUGAUAACGACCUGUCCAACCUGCCCACCACCAUCGCCAGCCUGGUUAACCUCAAAGAGUUGGACAUUAGUAAAAAUGGUAUCCAGGAGUUUCCAGACAACAUAAAGUGCUGUAAAGGCCUGUCAGUGGUGGAAGCCAGUGUCAACCCCAUCACCAAACUCCCAGAUGGUUUUACGCAGCUGCUGAAUCUGACCCAGCUCUUCUUAAAUGAUGCCUUCCUGGAGUAUCUGCCAGCUAACUUUGGCAGACUCUCCAAACUACGGAUCCUGGAGCUGAGAGAGAACCACCUGAAGACCAUGCCAAAGUCCAUCCACAGAUUGAACCAGUUGGAGAGGUUGGAUCUGGGUAGCAAUGAAUUUUCUGAACUGCCAGAGGUGUUGGAGCAGAUCCACAACCUGAAGGAGCUGUGGCUGGAUAACAACUCUCUACAGUCUAUACCAGGGUCGAUAGGGAAGCUUCGUCAGUUGCGUUACUUGGAUUUGGCAAAGAAUCGAAUUGAAACGCUGGACACGGAUAUUUCAGGCUGUGAAGCCUUAGAAGACUUGUUGCUGUCCUCCAACAUGUUGCAGCACCUCCCUGACUCUAUAGGAAUGUUGAAGAAACUGACAACAUUGAAGGUGGAUGACAACCAGCUAACCUCACUGCCUAACACCAUUGGGAGUGCGAAGCCCAAACACGGUCUGUCUCUGCUGGAGGAGUUGGAUUGUAGUUGUAAUGAGCUGGAGUCUUUGCCUCCCACCAUUGGCUACCUGCACAGCUUGAGGACCUUUGCUGCAGACGAGAACUUCCUCAUUGAGCUGCCUCGAGAGAUCGGUAAUUGUAAGAAUGUGACAGUGAUGUCACUGCGGUCCAACAAACUGGAGUUCCUUCCUGAUGAAAUCGGGCAGAUGACCAAACUGCGGGUCCUGAACCUAAGUGACAACAGGUUAAAGAAUCUACCUUUCACCUUUACCAAGCUGAAGGACCUGGCAGCUCUCUGGCUCUCUGACAAUCAGUCCAAAGCUCUGAUCCCGCUGCAGACAGAAGCACAUCCUGAAACCAAACAGAAGGUUUUGACCAAUUACAUGUUUCCUCAGCAACCGCGACAUGAUGAAGAUUACCAGUCAGACAGUGACAGCUUUAAUCCUACACUGUGGGAGGAGCAGAGACAGCAGAGGAUGACUGUAGCCUUCGACUUUGAGGACAAAAAAGAAGAAGAAGACAACUCUGGGAAGGUCAAGGUGGAGAUAAACCUAAAGCGCUAUCCGACACCGUACCCGGAGGACCUCAAAAACAUGGUCAAGUCAGUGCAAAGCCUUGUGGGUAAAACUGUACACCCUGGUCAUGGCCACCAACACCAGCUGAGCACAGGAACUGCGACCUCGGCUGGAACCAACAUGGAACACACACAUCUCAACAAAGAACCAUAUGAACCACCAUGGCCACUUCCUCCCAAAGAGGUGACGGACAGAGAGAUGCAGGACUUCUCUCAGAAUCAGCUCAUAGAUCAGGGAUCAAUGCAUAACUCUGGCAUCGAUAUACCGAAAAGGACGGACAAAGAGGAUAUGACAGAGAGCUCUGAGGAUUCUAUGGGUGGUUCCCCCAACGACAUCCGUAUCUCUGAUAUGAGGCCCACACUGGUGGAACCGCCGAUGUACAAACCAAAGGUGGUGCUGUUGGGCAAAGACAAGAAAGAGUCGACCGAUGAAGACGUGGAUAAGCUCCACUGUCUGAACCACAGCGGCUCCUCUGCGACCUAUUCUGACUACUCCCCGUCACAGGGCUCCUCGGGCUCCUCCAACCCUCCUGCCAACGCACACCCACACACGCUCUCGCACACACACCCACACAAUCCCGCCCUGCCGGCCCCCAGUAAAGACCAGGCCCCUCAGACGCACUGGACCAACAGACUGGCUCAGUCCUUCCCCAAACCCAUUGACUCUAAGCCCCUUCUAUCUCAAAGAGAAACCCCUCCAUCAGGAACCCUGCAGCAGCGCGGGGAUCGACGCCCACUCAGUGAGCCUUUCGACUGGGCUGAAGCUCCUCACUAUGACAACACGGGUUUUGAUGCAGAGGAAUCUCCUCUGGACCCCCCAUCAUCAAACGCAAAUGAGGGAAACCCUACGCUUGGCUCCAAACCCCGCAGCCAGUCCACACAUGGGCGCCGUCCCCUCCUCCGACAGGAGCGGAUUGUUGGAGUCCCUUUGGAGCUGGACACUCAGACACUCCCCUUCCAUGGUAACCAGCGUUCUACCCCUGACAAUGACAACCAAGCCUCCGGUUCACAUGCUUCCCAAAAUCCUUGGCAGAACUGGACCCGGACCCCCAGCCCACUUGAAGACAGAACUGCCUUUCCCUCCAAGCUGGACCUGACACCUGCCUCUAGUCCCAACCCUGACCGCAAGGAUAUAGACAGAAGAACGGAACAAGUGGCAGGGCCUUUGCCUGGCAGCUGGACGUACCACAACAACCAGAACGACCAGAAUAGGAAGGAUCAGAGAAAUGUCAGCGGGGGCAACAAGGUAACCGUGGUGAUGAGUAAAAGCUCGGACCGCCUGUCCCCCAUGAUAAAGGAGACGAGAUCCAAGUUCAAGAAGUCACAGAGCAUCGAUGAGAUUGACAUAGGCUCCUACAAGGUCUACAGUAUUCCAGUGGAUAGUUACAGUUCAUCCAUUGAGCAACAAACAAGUUUGGAUCGUCCAGAACUGCCAGGUUCUAUGGAGCAGACAAGCAUGGCUCGUUCUCAGUCUGCCCCCAUGCUGGACGACGAGCUGGGUUUCCCAGGACAUACAAACAGCAACCAGAACCAGUCAGGACAGAACCAAAAACCAGCCAUACCACAGAAGGCCUAUCACUUUGAUCAAAACUACAACCCACAGGUGACCAUCGACCGCCGGGUCCCUCCCCUUCCCAACACACCAGAUUAUGUCAACCACUCAGUGAAAGCCUUGGAGUACAUCAGUCAGCCUGGGAAAACGUUACCCAAGGAGUUAGUGAGCCCUCGAUAUCGUGCUUACCCUCCACUGGAGAUGUUUUCCUUCCCCCAAAUCCCAAUCAACCAAGAUGGUAUGCCCACCCAGUCACAGCAGCCAAUCCCAGCACAGCGUUCCAGACCAGGGUUUUUGAGGAGAGCAGAUUCAUUGGUAAGCUCUACAGAGCUGGCUUUGUUCCGCAGAGUCCAUGAAGCCCAGCAGGAGGCACUGCAAGAAAAUCAUUACAGGCAACAGGUGGACCCUCCUCAUUAUGGUCGGGCUCUUGCCUACAACUCUCCCAUGGAGCAUUCGGCUCUUGCCAAUAUGGCCGACAGCAAUCAGAACCAGUUGAUGCACAACAAAAGAAAUGGCCGCUAUGAUGAUGACUACCCCACCUACCAGGAGCAGAAGAAGCCCAUGAUUGGUUAUCCAACAAAGAGCCUGACUCAACGCCGCCCCCUGUCUGCCAGGAGCUAUAGUACUGAGACAUAUGGAGCGUCUCAGGCCCGUCCAGUGUCCGCUCGUCCCACCAUGGCUGCUUUGCUGGAGAAGAUGCCCCCUGACUACACGCUGGCAACUUGCCCUGAGAAAUCACCAGAUGACACCAUCAAAGUCAGGCCCAUUGUACAGCAGAAACCUGAAGACAUCACCUCCAAGAUGCCUGCGGACUGGAGGCAGCAGCUGCUCCGGCACAUAGAGGCCAAACGGCUGGACAGGAGUGGUGUCCUAAAGCACAACACGCUUACGCUGGGCAUGCUCUGUCAGGGUCACAGCCAGGGGCGCAGCAGCACUUUGAACUUUAACCUAUACAAUAACACUAAGCAUGAGCCCCCUACUGGCCGCUGGCUGCCACUACCUCCUCCUCCAUCUGCUAAUGCUACCCCUUCUCAGCAGGCUGCCAUGCUGGAUAAUGACCAGGAGGUGGGGUCAGGGAGCAGUCAGUGGGCUCCUUACUCACUUGGGAGGAGGGACGUCCCACCUGACAACCUCAUUAAAAAGAGUGGUCAUCCCCAUAACCCUUCCCACCAGUCGCACAACACCAUGAUCGUCACUUCCACUUCCUCUUCUUCAUCCGGUAACCCCCAUCGUGUUGUUGGACAGCAGGGCUAUGAAACCGCCAUGAUGAAUAAGGGGGGCCAAUACCAGACUGGGAUGGCCCUGUCUGUUGUUCCCUCUGGAGGAGGUGGGCAGUACCAAGGUUCCAUGCCUCAAGCCCUGCCCGUUUCUAGCCAGGCAUACCCCAGUGCCGGCCUGCCGAUGGCCAUCUCCCCAUCUGGGAACCAGUCCCAGUACAACCUGCACACCACCCACACAUCCCAUCAACCCUCCCUCCCUGCCACCAACCCUCAGUAUCACGGCAAUCAGGGCAUGAGCCAUAGCAACCAGGUUGCCAUGACCACGCACACCAACCCGCGGCCUCAGAGUGCUCGCUGCCUCUUGCAGACAAAAGGCCAGAAGAGCACGGAUGGUUUCCAGGAACAGUUGUGUGUGAGAAUAGAGAAGAGUCCCGGUCUGGGUUUCAGUAUCUCUGGUGGCAUCAGCGGCCAAGGGAACCCCUUCAAACCCUCCGACAUGGGUAUCUUUGUUACUAGGGUACAGCAUGACGGCCCAGCCGCCUUGGCCCUGCAGCCUGGAGACAAGAUAAUGCAGGCUAACGGACAUAGUUUUUUACACAUGGAGCACGACACAGCCGUCUCUCUACUGAAGAGUUUCCAGCGGACGGUGGACUUGGUGGUUUUGAGAGACAGCAGCACGCAUUAAAAAUAGUUUUAUAUUUAAAAAAGAAAGAGGAAAAAAAAUUUUUUUUAAAUGCUUCUCUGCUCAUCGCCAUCCCACGCCACACCAUGUGCCCUCUGCUGGAGGCUUGUGGAACUGACAACAAGACAUUUUUUUAAACCUUUUUAGGGGAACACAGACAUUAUUUGCCUAUUGCUGGACCAAAGGCAAAUACUAGUGCCAAAUGUACCAUAGGAAACAUAUCUGCUCUUGUGUUGGCCAGUGGUCGGAGUGCUGAUGGGCGACAGAAGGACUUCACACGUCGGGUCGCUGCACGGGGUUUGCAGUUUGAAUUUUGUAAUCUGUUUGUUAAUCAGGC